AUGCGCAACCUGUUGGCCGUUACCUGGGAGCGCACGCAGCUACACCACUUCUACCCUCAGGAGUAUAGGGACAAGUUCGCCACGAUCAGUAUCAAGGUGGAUCAGUUCAUAGUGUCGCUCACGGACGAGACGCACCGGAUCUGCACUGUCUGUGGCGAAGCAAACGGCUGCAAGCUCGGUAACUGGAACGACCGGUGGCCGGAGCUCUUCUUCAAAACCCCGCUCACGGUGACCGUCGACAAAUUUAGCUCCCUCACGGGUGAGCAGCAGAAAGCGCUUAGUGUUCUGUUCGGCGCCAAUUUUACACCUCCGUCCAGCUUUUCGAAUACAGACAAGAAGUAG
Molecule: messenger RNA, 342 nt
Organism: Aspergillus tanneri
Lineage: Eukaryota; Fungi; Ascomycota; Eurotiomycetes; Eurotiales; Aspergillaceae
Exons: 2
Coding region: 1-342 (113 amino acids)
Source: RefSeq, a predicted model, not a curated record